AUGUCUUCAUCUGCUUUCCAUAUCAAAAGCCUUCUAAUCCUCCUCAUCUUCAUAAGCUCCGCCAUGUCUCUCACCCGCUAUUCCAAGCCUGUGCCCCAAGGGGCAGUGGUGGCUGAGACCCGCGAGCAGCUCAACCAGAUCACUUUUGAGAACCAAUACACCGUUCUGUACGAAGAAGACGGCGGCUACAUGCUGAAGCAGACCGAAGAUGGAGCCGUCGUGGCUGUGGCUGGUGACGCUCUCUGCGCGGAACUUGAUAAGGUCUUCACCAAUCUCGACGCCACAGAGGAAGCUGAGAAGCUUCAGACAGAGCAGGGCGGUGGAAUGUCCAAUACUGGCGAUGAUGCUUCAACUCAGUGA
Aspergillus saccharolyticus JOP 1030-1 is the source of this 360-nucleotide messenger RNA. RefSeq lists its product as uncharacterized. NCBI's taxonomy places the organism in Eukaryota, Fungi, Ascomycota, Eurotiomycetes, Eurotiales, Aspergillaceae. The record is from RefSeq and is a predicted model, not a curated record. The transcript has 2 exons. The coding region runs from base 1 to 360 and encodes 119 amino acids.